UAAUUCAAGGAUCCUUCUCAUCUCUGCUCCCCACUCAUCUCUAUAGAUAGUCUGUGGUCAAAACAGGUGAAAAUCUGCACCUGACAUAAGCGAAAACAAUCCGAGGUCUCGUGGAAUCGACAGUACUCUCUAUUACUUAUUUAGUAAUGAGACCUCCACUUUAUAUCGAGACAUCAUAACCGAUGUUUACAUUCCUGGUAGUUAGGUUCAAGUAUACACAUGUAAGGCACAUAAGUUCAUGUAUAACUCCUCGCGAGCAGCUAGUCAACGUUAUUUCAAGCAGGUAUAUUAAUAAGAUCGUCUUUCAAGAGGCCAAACCAGUUGGAGUAAAUUCACAACCGUUAUGUACCCAUCGCCGUUAGAUCCAACGAGUGCGAAAGACUCGGUCGAAGUGCCUAACGAUUCGCUACUAGAAAUGCCUGCUCGACCGUCAGCACGUAGACCGUCGCCUCGUCAACCUAUGGCUUAUGAAAUCACGCCAGCAGUCAAUUCGACAAGCUUCGUCGCCGUCGAUGCAGGUGCUAUCGUUGCGGAACUGCGGAAAAUCAACGAACGCUUGGAAAGAAUAGAAAGGUUGAUGAGGCAAGAUGGCCGAAAAGGGCAGCAAUCGACAAAGCCAGACUUUCUUCCGAUGAAGACGGUUCAGGAGGUGUUAGCUUUCAAUAACGCCAGUGACGAGAGAUACAACGAAGUGGUUCGUUAUUUAGAGUACCUUGGAGGGUUUACUCUACGAGAAGCAUUAAAUCUGUGUAUGAAGGAGCUGGUCACCGACGAAGUGACGUGUCACUUUACGUGGUGGGGUAGAGACAACGGUACGCCACUCCACAACACUCGAUUAGCCAAAGCAAUUUAUGCCGUUUCCAGCAAUUCCCACUUUGACCUGAUAACGAGAGCGGAGUUUCAGGCUCAAAUGAGGGAGACGCUGCGAGUAGCGAAGCAACGAAAUCGAAACGCUGCUCGUCGGAGUGAUCGGGAACGACCUCUACCCAUAACGACGAUAAAAGUGUGUCCGGAGAACGAAUAGUUUGCACGUUUUAACGAAAGGACGAACCGCACGAUCCGAAGUAUCGGUCGCUCCGCGAGCGAUGGCGUCCGCAAGAGCUGCUUCGGAUAUUAAUAUUUCUUUUUAAAUGAUCUUUAUAAUUGUUAGGAAUAAAGUAUAUAAGGAACCGGCGGAGAUAAACUCCUACCGACGAACAGGGUGUCCCUGACAUUUCGCGAAAGAGUCCUUCGAGGUUUGCGAAUACGUUGAACUACAUCGGACCGAGGAUACGAGCACGAUGUACAUAUAGCGUAAUCAGCACGCACGAAUCGCGGGCACGCAUCUACAAUUGAAAUUUUAAUAUUUAAUAAACACGACUUAGUACAA
Molecule: messenger RNA, 1369 nt
Organism: Orussus abietinus
Lineage: Eukaryota; Metazoa; Arthropoda; Insecta; Hymenoptera; Orussidae
Exons: 4
Coding region: 344-1024 (226 amino acids)
Source: RefSeq, a predicted model, not a curated record